AGCCACUACAAUCAACAUCCAGUGGAUGUUUGAGUGUGAAGUCCGAGCAGUCCAUCGAAACUCCUCUUGUUUUCAAUCACAAACAAUCGAAGCCAUGGUCAACGUCCAGUGGAUGUUUGAGUGUGAAGUCCGAGCAGUCCAUCGAACCUCCUCUUGUUUUCAAUCACAAACAAUUGAAGCCACUACAAUCAACAUCCAGUGGAUGUUUGAGUGUGAAGUCCGAGCAGUCCAUCGAACCUCCUCUUGUUUUCAAUCACAAACAAUCGAAGCCAUGGUCAACGUCCAGUGGAUGUUUGAGUGUGAAGUCCGAGCAGUCCAUCGAACCUCCUCUUGUUUUCAAUCACAAACAGUUGACACCACAAUGCCCUCCAUCUGCUGUGUAUCCAGUGCUAAGUACUGAUCACAGAGUCCCUGUUGACCUCAUGCAGAGCAGGAUGAAGCUCAAAGCAACAGACACGCCCAGUGCUUCAAAAGACGCUCUUGACAAACAGGCAAAAGUAACCGGUCCCAGAUCCAGUUUGGAGUCUCAGAGAACUAUUCAGGGCAUGGAUUUGCGUCCACGUCCUAAUGUCAGUCGGUACUAUCCAGAGACAACAGAAUCCACAUUCUCAUCGGACCCGUCUGAUAAUUCAUCGACUAUGACUUCUGGAUCAAGGGAUUCCCAGUAUGACGAGCAGACAGUUUUAUGUGAUGACAUAGACGAGGAGGUCAUCUGCGACAUUUGCCGCCAGCGUGUGGCUGUGAAGACCUGCUUGACCUGUAACACUUCCUAUUGUGAGUAUCAUGCCCGGCAUCACUACACAGUGGACACCCUGCAGAGACACACACUGAAAGAUGUGUGUGCUGAGGUCGAGGGGAAACGCUGUCUGCACUACGAAAAGUCUCUAGAUUUCUUCUGCAGGACCGAUCAGAUGCAGAUCUGCAGCAUUUGUACAAAGAGAAAUCACAGAGGACAUGACAUCAUCUCGCAAAGGGCACAGCGUGCUGCAAGCCAGAUGCUUGGUGGUGAAGAUUGCCAGGAACCUGAUCAACCUGUUAAAGUGGUGCCCCCUCCUGGUAAGAUCGAGUUCCAGUCAGUGAAGCCAAACUCCCUGAUCCUGAGCUGGGGUUGCCCAGAAGGACUGGACGGGCCUAAGAGCUUCCAAGUGAGGUGGAGCUCCUUGAUGAAGGUGGAAGGUUGCUUACCCAUCAAAGAUUCUCUUAAAAUUGAAAUAAACAACCUUCAGCUUGGACAAAAGUAUUUCUUCAGUGUGGCCACUGAAGAUGAAGAUGGCAAUUUUAGUGAAUGUAUCACGGCAUCUGUUUUCACAGCGGUGCCCCCCCCUCGACAUUUAACAAAAGGACAUUCAGAGGCCACGGCUCUGUCCUUGAAAUGGACCAAAGCAGACAACAUGGAGGGAAUUCCACAUCAGUUCCUUAUCACUGUCACAAGUCCAGGGAAAGAGUCGUCAGUGAUCCACACCGAGGACUGCUACAAGAUGUUCUCAGAUUUAGAGCCGGACACAAAGUAUAGUAUAUCUGUCUCAACUGUGCUGAACGGUCAGAGCAGUCAGCCAGCCUCCAUCACCAUACACACAGAGCCAUGUCUCAGGGAGGUUCUGUCAAAGAUGGGACUUGAAGACCAGUACGACAACAAGCUCACACUUAGCACUGUCCUAGAGAUCAGUCAGAAUGAUACAUCAGAGAACAAACUUGAAACUGCAAAGUCACUUCCUGGGGCUUUUUUGAGGAGACUUAUGAUGUUGAACGCAAAUGCUAGAAGUGUCAAAUGUGUGUCCUGCGAUGUGGACACAGACAAGAGCAAUGCCAUCAACCCCCUGGACCUGAUAACUGCAUUGCUCCUCUGUUCGGACAGCUUUCUUCAGCAGGAUAUAGUUCUGAAAAUGGCGCUCUGCCAGUUUGCCGUCCCUCUCUUGCUGCCCAACAGUGAAACAAGAGAAAUCACAAUGAUGCUGUGGUCCAUGCGCGAAAUUGUGCGAACCUUCAGACCGUCCAUGCAGGCAUUCAGAAAGUUAAACUGUGAGGAAAGAAUUGUGCACUCUGAUAUUCCUCUGGUGUCGUUCGUCAGGCUGGGGAGGACAAGCCUCUCCAAGUCUCUGAUCUUAAACAAACUGCUAAGUAACACUACGCAGUACCACAACAGCACAUUUUAUAAUCGUGACAUGGUGUGUGGUGAAGUCCCCAGGAGGAUUUCAGGCGGGCUAGUUGAAAUCAGCUGGUAUCUCCCGUGUGGGAACAGGAGCGUUGACAAAUUCAUCGAGCCACUGGCUGUCGCAAACCUCAGAGGAGACAUCAGGGCUUUUGAUGAGCAGUUUUCAUUCCUCUGUGAGACAUCCGCAGCUGUUUACAUCUUCUGUGAUGAAUCAGAAAUGGAUUACUUCAAGCGUCUGGAAGGAAAAGAUGUGAAAGCAAAUGUCUUUUUGAUCAGCAGUGUACUGGGGAAAUCCUUUACACUCAAAAGGAUGAUAAAGGAGCCACGAUUGAAGAUAACUAAUGUUAGCCAGAAGAAAAAGACCGAUAUGGAGCUGAUAAAAGCCCUCCAGGAAUCAAUCUCCAAGAUGCUAGAAAACUACCAAAACAUAGUGUCGGUCGCAAAUCAGGCCGACAGAGCUCGCUGGUGUGGGAUCCUGGUUGAUGAGGACAGCGAUGAAUGCCAGAGCGCAUGGAAAGAUGUGGACAAAAUCACCAAAUGCAUCACUGACACAUCUGAAUUCAAAGACAAACAACUGCCUCUCCGGGGACACAUCUGGAAAGCGCUUUCGUGGCUGGAAACAGAGUGCUGGAGAUUGCGGAAAGCUGGCAACCAGAACACUGAUGUCUACCGCAAAUCUUUGCAAGCAAAAGAAAAAGAGCUGAAAAAGAAGCAGCAAAGAUUUGAGAUUACAACUGCAAUGUUAAACUUCCUUCAUGGGGUAGUCACCUCAGAAGUGCAGCGCUACUAUUUUCUCAAAUGGCUGGAAAUGGAACUGGACGACCUGUCCCGGCAGCGGGUGUCAUCUCUGCAGGAUCGAUACAAAGAGCUACUCCAGAAAUCUCCCCACGAUGCUGAAAAAAUUGCAGAGAUUGACAAGCAAAUUUCUGUUUGUUCUUUACGUCUGGAGCACUUUUUUGGAGAGUGUGGGCGGCUGUAUGAGUGCACGAGUUACAUGCCAGAGUACAGCCGUCAGAGAAAAACCAGAGAACAACUCCCUUCACUGUAUGCUCAGCUGCUGCUGGAUGGUUUCCCUCUUGAGCUUGUUGAUGGAGAUGCAGCAAACAUCCAGAUGAAAUGGAUCACUGACGUGCUCACUGAGCUUCACUACAGUAUGCAAUCCAACAGCAAACUCAAGGUCGUUACAAUCAUCGGAGCUGAAAACUCAGGAAAAUCGACUCUGCUCAACACCAUGUUUGGAGUCAGGUUCGCUGUCAGCAAAGUAAUAUGCACCAGGGGGGCGUUCAUCCAGCUGAUCAAUGUCAACAAAGACAUGAGGAAGGAAAUGGGUUGUGACUGCAUCAUGGUCAUCGACACCGAGGGGCUGAAACCGGAUCAGAUGGUUCAAGACGAUCACAGCCAUGAACGUGACAAGGAAGUAGCGAGCCUCUGUGUGGCGCUCAGUGACGUCACAAUCGUCACCGUUUCCAGAGACAACUCCAGAGAGAAAGACAUCUUAGAGUUGGUGCUUCAUGCUUUCACAAGGUUGAAGGAUGCGAGCAAGAAGGCGCUGUGUCAUUUUGUACAUGCUAACAUGUCUGACAUGCCUGUUGUAGAGAGGAGGAGGAGAGAUAAAGAGUUGAUGGAGCAGCUCAGUGAACUGAUCAGGAAGGACGCUGGGAUGAAGAAGGCCGACAUCACGAAGGUCUCGGAUGUGAUGGAGUUUGACCCGGACACUUGCAGCUGGUACAUUCCUCCACUUUGGCAUGGGACUCCACCCAUGGCUCAUUUUAGUGUUGACUACAGUGAGACUGCGCACGCUUUGAAAAAGCGACUGAUAGGCGACCUCGCAAAGUGCAAGGAAAGAGGCGAUCUGACGCAUUUUGUCAGAAAGGUAGAAAACUUCUGGAAGGCUGUGUGAGGAAUCUGAUGUGAACUGAUGUGAACUCUGGCAAAGGGAAUCAGAAUAAUUUCAUAGAAGCAGGUUUCAACGAAGUGGAAACAAGGUGAUGUGAAACAAAUGAAAUGAACAAAGGAAUCUUAUUCACCUUUUAUUUAAUUUAAAAUGCACCUGCAGAACACUGUACAAAUAAAACAUUAAAUGUAUAUAUGUUUGCAUAAAAUAAACAUGCACUUCGAUACAGUCUGUCAAUUAAUUUCCACCUGAAUAGGGAAACAGAGGUAUGACAUAAACUGUAUGUACAGCAGUGUAGCAGACACCAGAAAUCAUCCUCUUAGUGUCAUCAAAUCUGUGCCAAAAAAUAUCAGUGAGAAUUUGGUUGAAUAAUUAUAAAAUAAUAAAUAAUAAUUGUGGUUGAAUUAUAUCAGAAUUGCACAGGAUAUCUUUCUGAAUUCUGAAUUUAUCUAUUAGUUUGCACAAUAAAGAUAUAAAUAUAUAAUCUCAUGUAUUUGCUCUAUUAUUAGCAAAGCACUCACUUUUGCUAUCUAUACUACAGUAAUAUUACACAGUCACAGUCAUAACAGUUUUUCAGACGCCGUAUUAAUGAAACUGAUAAUAAAUCCUCAUAUUUACAUUUACUUCAGAUUCAAGUCAGGUAGUGUAGGAAACUGCAUAUUUAAAGGGUCAGUUCACCCAAAUUACAAAAAAAAAUUAAAGAAUAAAAUCUAGCCACACAGAUUAUUUGGGUUUUAUUUGACCAGGAUUUUAAACAUAUAUUUUUAUGCUAUGACCACAACAAACCAAAUGCCACCUAACUCCAGAGCUUGAGGCAGAAUUCUCGGACACGGCAACUAAAGCCCAAGCUAGGGUUUGGUUAAGGGCUAACAAGGAGUAACUGUUGGUAUGUGAGAAAAUGUGUUUUUCUUUCUAAUUUGUAUGAACUGACACAAACACACACACACACACACACAUACAUAUAUAUAUAUAUAUA
Seriola aureovittata is the source of this 5022-nucleotide messenger RNA. RefSeq names its product up-regulator of cell proliferation-like. Lineage: Eukaryota; Metazoa; Chordata; Actinopteri; Carangiformes; Carangidae. The transcript is spliced from 13 exons. Gene Ontology annotation, molecular function: zinc ion binding; protein binding; GTP binding. The record is from RefSeq and is a predicted model, not a curated record. Bases 423 to 4052 code for a protein of 1209 amino acids.